This is a messenger RNA of Cotesia congregata, 1698 nucleotides long. Lineage: Eukaryota; Metazoa; Arthropoda; Insecta; Hymenoptera; Braconidae. The record is from the annotation of a GenBank genome assembly.
AAAGCAAGUCAGCAAAAAAUUGAAAAUCUCAUCCAAGAUUUGCCAUUAAAUAAACAAAUAAAACGAGCUGAAUUCAUUUUGGCAGCAACGGUAGCUGUGAAAUGCUUAUCAUUUUCAUUGAUGGAUACACUUACACCAAUAAUUUCAAAAAUUUUCCCCGAUUCUAAAAUUGCGAAGCAACUGUCUUUAAAAAGAACGAAAACUACAGCUGUUAUUCAUAGUUUGAGCACUGUUUUGUUAGAAGAAUUGAAUGAAAAGUUGAUGAAGCCUGGAUCUUUUUUUUCUAUUAUUAUGGACGAAUCAACUGAUGUUAAUAAUAUUAAGCAAUGUGCUUUUUCAGUAAUUUAUUAUGAUGAUAAGACAGCAAAAAUACAAACAAAUUUUUUUGAUAUGGUUGAGACUGAUUCUGCGACAGCUGAAGAUUUAUAUUCUUUACUCAUUAAAGUAAUAACUGAUAAAAAUAUCCCUCUCAAAAAUUUUGUUGGGUUUGCAUCAGAUACUGCUAAUAACAUGGCUGGAGAUAAUUUAUCCGUAUUUGCUUUACUAAAAAAAGAACUACCGGACAUCGUGACUACAAAAUGUUCUUGCCAUAUGAUUCAUCUUGUUGCAUCAAAAGCUUGUUUAAAGUUAUCCAAUUCUGCAGAAGAAUUAUUGCGAAAUUUAGCAGCUUAUUUUCACCGUAGUUAUAAACGUAUUAAAAGGAUUAGAAGAAUUUCAAGAGUACUUCGGAAUCGUGUGCUGGAACAAUAUACUCCUGUCCACGUUUAUCUUCAAGGUGAAUUGACCGAUAAAUCUCCUCCAAUGUUAUUAAGCAUGGUAAAAACAAUGGAUAAUCGCUUCACCUAUGUAACUUUACAAUUUUUGAGCUAUGCGUUAGAACUAUUCACUGAUUUUAACCGUCUUUUUCAAUCUGAGAAGCCUUUACUUCAUAAAGUCAAACCAGAAGUCGAAAAAUUAAUGAAAAAUAUUUGUAGUAAUUAUAUCGAUAUAACUCAUAUUCGACGAAAUGAUAUCAUGAAGUUAAAUCAUCAAGAUCCUCACAAAUAUGUUCCUCUUAAUGAAGUUUAUGUUGGAACAGAAGUAAAUAAAAACUUAGAACAAUUAUUAACUGAAAAACCAUCUUUGAAAUUGGAAGUGGACGAGUUUAGAAAAAAAGUUUUAAGUUUCUAUAUUGAAGCUGUGACGGUUCUUAAACAAAAAUUUGAUUUUAAGGAUAAAAUUUAUGAGUUCUUAGACUUACUUGAUCCAAAAGUAGCUAGAACUUUCAACAUAAAAAGUUUCGACUUCGUAUUAAAAAGAUUUCCAGUACUAAAUGAAUAUGUGACUUUGCAACAACUUGAUAAUGAGUGGAAAGAGCAUGCUCUAUUAAACUUAGAAGACUAUAAUAUUGAUAUUAAUUCUACGGCUGAGAUUUAUUGGCAACAAAUUUUUAAACUCACUAACCCAGUUGGUGAAAUGAAGUUUAAAAAUUUAAAAAUUGUUAUUAAUUUCUUACUCGUCUUACCUUUUUCAAAUGUUUCAGUGGAAAGAAUUUUUAGUGAUUUAAAAAUCAUCAAAACUGACCAUCGCAAUUGUUUGAGUUCUAAAACACUCAAAUCUGUGGUAGCAACUAAAAAUUUACUGUCAAAAAAUGACAGUAUUCUCGACUUUGAACCAUCGGAAAAAAUAUUGAGUUGCACAGGAUCAUCUUCUUCAUAG